AGAGAAGUGCCUCGUCGAAAAGGUCCCGUCUAAUUUUCGGGUCUACGGGGACGAGAGAAAAUGUCACGUGAUUGGCUCCGGUCAGCCAGAUUUCCAUCCGCGGCAUUGGCUCAUCAGUGUGACUUCAGCGACAUUUGAACUGGCUUUGGCGCUAGGGAAAGAAUGAAUAGCAUUGAAGUUUUGAACCCCACCUAUUGUGAGGACAGGCCUACCAGCUGCUGACUUACAUCAGAGUUGCAGGCAAAAAUUAACUUAACGAUCCAUUAGCAUUUGCGCUGGAAAAAAAAAAAGCAUCCCAGCCUUCUUGCUCUCUUGUUUUCUUUUCCACCCUUUAACCUUACAGCUAGCAUUACUGAUAACGAGACUCUCGAUCUAUUCUUUUCCAGGCCCUCAGUUCUUCUUUUAUGGUUUUUGUCAAUCAAUGACGUUCCGGUAGCAAGUGUGGAAGCUCUAGAGAUAGUGAGAGGAUCUCUAGGAGCAAGCAAUGCUCGUUACAAAACACGCCGCUGAGCUUUGUGCUCUCCUAGUUAAUGAUCUCCAUGGCGAACUUCCUUCGCGAAUCUUGAAUGCACUACUCACAAAAGGCCGGUCGACCAUUGCGCAACUGGCCCAACACACGUCUCUCACGCCGCGAUACUUACGAAAUGGCAUCGCUGUUCUGAUACAGCAAAACCUUCUUUACCACCACACCGACGCUAAUACCGACAUCACGUACUACCAAGCCGAUGCUGAUGCCUGUUAUAACCUUGUACGAUCAGGGAAGAUUCUAAAUGUGAUUGAGAAUCAAUAUGGCAUCGCGGAGCGGGAACUCGCCCAGACUCUGAUGCAACUGGGCCAUGCCCGAAUCGCGGAUCUUUCUCAGGCUUUCGGGUCGAGGGCGCCCAAGCUCAAUGGACAUACCAACGGUGAACAUAAAACCCACGAUGGCCUCAUCGAAUCAGAAAGUCACCUGAACUCUGUCCUUGUUCGCCUGAUUCGAGCAGAAAUCGUCGAGACUGUUCGGCCCGAAAGCUUCCGGAACCCUAGGGAUGUCUAUCGUGAGAUCGAAGACGAAGUCACCAAACCUCGACCAGGCGAAAAGGUCACCAAAGGAAAGAUCGAGGCUCAACGCGAGGUCAUCGAACGCUCUAGAACAUAUAGAGACCAGUCCAAGACUUUGAAGCGUCAGCUUGACAUGAGCGGAGGUCCCAAGCCAAAGAGACGGAAACUUGUUAAUGGAGCAACGCAAAAUGGUCAUGGAUACGAUGCUCCAAAACUGAACCCCAAUGUGGUGAUCAAGAUAAACUACGAAAGAUGCUUGGUUGAGCUGCGGAACCAGAGACUUGCAGAACUCGCAACAGAAAUGCUUGGGGAAGUCACUGGUGAAGUUUACCGCACAGUGCUCGAUCUUUUAACUUCAGAUUCUCCAAGGUGCCAGUCUGACCCUCUACUCGAUGAAGUGACUCCUGGACAACAACCAACUGUGACAACUAUCGACAUAUUCGAGCACCUGGACGAAAAUAUCAACGUACAAAAUGGGAUCGGCAAAACUCCAAGAGAUAAAAUUGACUCACAGAGUGCUGAAAGGAUCAGGGAGACAGCGCCGGAGUCAGAUGACGAUUCUGACGAUUCAGAUGCCGGUCCUCCGGGUCGAAGAAAGACGUUUGACGUUGACGAUGAAGAUGAUGGAUGGGCUGACGACAACCAUGAUGGUACAGCUAAUGGGGAACAAGAAAACAGAGUAAGAUUUGAAGAUGCUACGAAUGGAAACGAUACUCGAAUCUCCCAGAUGCGCCGUCAUCUUCUUCUCCUCGCAGAAAGCAAGUAUCCGUUCAUCCGUCACUGUGGGAUGUACGGCCGCGGGCAAUGGACAGUGGAUUUUAGUCGCCUUGUAGGCAAGCUGCGGGAAAUCGAACUGGACGCUAUUAUUGAACAAUCCCACGGCCGCCAUGGUCUACGCUUGACCCGCAUUCUCCGAGAAAAGGGCAAGCUUGACGAGAAGAUGCUUCCAGCCGCCGCACUCAUGAAGAAGGGUGACGUACAAGGCAAAAUGCUUGCGAUGCAGAUGGCAGGUAUAGUGGAUGUUCAAGAAGUGCCUAAGGAUAGCAGUCGACUUGCCAAUCGAACGCUCUUCUUCUGGUACUUUGACAAAGAGCGAACCCAAACGCAGGCACUGGAUGACAUUUACAAGGCUAUGCUCCGGUGCCUUCAAACCUUAGAGGUGGAGCGCCACAAGGAACGAAAUAUUCUUUCUUUUGUUGAGAGGAAGGACGUGCAAGGCAAAGAAGAGGAGGUCAUGACCGCAGAGCAUUACAACAAGUACAACAGGCAUCUGGGAGUGCAGGACAAGCUUCUCGGUCAAGUCAUGAGGUUAGAUGAGUUGGUAUCUGUGCUUCGUGAUUAUUGAGGAGUAGAAAGGAGACGCCAAAGCAUAUAUGUAUUCCUCCCAGCUCAAACCUCGCUUGGAAUUGGCGGUUGGCGUGGGUACUGGGUACUAGCGUUGGGUAGGAGCUUGGCCUUGCAUCAUCUCUGCAUCCAUAUUUUAAACAACAAUCCGCGAAAAGAACACAUUAAAUUGCCUUUUUUUUUUUUUUUACAUGCUCCUCG
Fusarium odoratissimum NRRL 54006 is the source of this 2586-nucleotide messenger RNA. RefSeq names its product DNA-directed RNA polymerase III subunit RPC3. Gene Ontology annotation, cellular component: RNA polymerase III complex. The coding region runs from base 485 to 2386 and encodes 633 amino acids. The transcript has 4 exons. The record is from RefSeq and is a predicted model, not a curated record. Gene Ontology annotation, biological process: DNA-templated transcription. Gene Ontology annotation, molecular function: single-stranded DNA binding. NCBI's taxonomy places the organism in Eukaryota, Fungi, Ascomycota, Sordariomycetes, Hypocreales, Nectriaceae.